UUAACAUCUCCAUUUAGAUUAGAAAUUGUAAAUCUUUGGCCUUAGUAAGCCAAAGCGAAACCCUAAGUUUCUUCCGAUCCAAUGUCCCUGGUUUCCUGAUCAUCUCUCGCUACUUCCUGGCAAACAAUUGCUUUCACCGGUAGAGAAGCAAAGCAGAUGAACAAGAAAAGGAAGGCUGGGAAAGAAAGGCGCCGUGACAGGCUGACCCCUCUCCCAGAACAUAUCAUUCAUCACAUCCUUUCCUUCCUCGACACGAGAUCGGCCGUUCAAACCUCGGUUUUAUCCCGAUCAUGGAGAUCCGCCUGGAAAUAUGUCCCUGCCCUACACUUCAAUCAGUACUCCUUCCAACACUACUCAAGCUUCCACCUGUAUGUGAGAAAGGUUCUGUCCCUUCGCCAUCCCCUUAAUCUGAGCACGGUGAAGUUUGUAGACGAUGAGUGUAGGUCGGAUGGCAGAGACGACUCUCUGGUGAUUAGGGUUAUCCAAUAUGCCUUGUCCCAUGAUGCUCAACAUCUGGUGAUUUACCAUGGAAAUGACAUCACAUCAGCUGACAUUUACAGAUUCUCGGACUUGUUUGGCUCGAUCUCGAAUUGUGAUCUGAAAGUUCUAGUGUUAGACGGUUUCGACCUGGAUAGUGGGUUUGGAUCUCCUCAUGGUUUCCGGAUGCUGACAAAUUUGAUUCUGGAAGCCUGCAUGGUGGCUGGUCAGGAUCUUGAACCUUUCUCUAACUUUCCUUGUCUCCAGCAUUUGGUCCUCAGUGAUUUCCAUUCCUACGAGUCUUUUUGUCGCGGGGAUGAACGUAACUGUAGUAUGAAGAUAUAUGGACUCGAAUUGCUUAGUCUGAAAUUGCAUACUGUGUGCUUUUCCAGCAUUGACAUAGAUGUGCCGAAGCUCGAAUUCCUCAGCAUCUGGGAUGAUGAAGUGGAAAUGGGAUACUUGAGUUUCUCCAAUUUAAGCCUUCCGUCUCUUCAGCAUGCUGAUAUUAGGCUCCAUGGGGACCUGGAUUGUAUUGAGGAAACCAAAGAGUACAUGAUGCCACAGUUGAUAUACCUGUUUCAAGGUUUGCAUAAUGCAAAAUCUUUGAAGCUGUACGAGGAUACCACCAUUCCAGUACUGAGUAAGUUCUGUGGGUAUUUGGAGGACGAGCCAUCUCCUUUCCAGAGAUUGGAGUCCUUGAUCUUGGAUUCUGAGGCAGAGAGCGUACCUUACGAACUCAUCAAUUACUUUCUCAAAGAAUCUUCUUGUGCAAGUCCAAAUAUUCAGUAUAUAUCUACACCUGGCUAGUAAUUGGCCAGUUCUGCAAAGUUUCUGACGAUGGUUUGCAAUGGGAUAGUGGUUUUCUCUGUUAGGUUCUUAGCCAGUUUGCCUUGUUAACUAGCUCCUGUCUGAAGAAGGAAUCAGCCUGUUGAUCUAUUAGAUAAUUACACCAGUCUCUUGAUCUAUGAGAUAAGUACGAUCAGUAUUUCCCCCCGGUUUUUUGUGUCUACAUUAUUCGUCUGCCUGCUUGGUCUCUUUGUUUGUAAUGAACUUGUUUUCCGGGAUUUGGACAAACUGGUGACUUGGGUCAUAAGAUAGGUCAUCUUGUGAGAAGUUGGUUGUUGCUUACUUGGCUUUUGAGAAACUGGCAUUACGAGUAUGAUGUGGUUAUUGGUUCAAUUGGUGGAAUGCUGGUGCAUAUCUUGGUGGUUUUUAGGCCGAUCGAUGGAUCCGUAGUGCAG
Messenger RNA from Linum tenue, 1718 nucleotides. NCBI's taxonomy places the organism in Eukaryota, Viridiplantae, Streptophyta, Magnoliopsida, Malpighiales, Linaceae. The record is from the annotation of a GenBank genome assembly.